AUGUACUACCAAAGUAAAAUAGAAGAACAGAAAAAGAAACCUAAAAAAACCAAGUAUGAGCCAAACUCUGACGACUACAAAUACGACCCAUUUUCUGAUAACGGCGAGGAUGAACCAAACCCUUACGAAUAUGAUUCAAAUUCUGAUGAGGACAAGGAUGAGCCAAAUUCUUAUGAGGACAACGAUGAGCCGAACCCUGACGACGAUAAGGAUGAGCCAAACCCUGACGACGACACAGAUGAGCCAAAUUCUGACGACGGCACAGAUGAACCAAAUUCUGACAACGACACAGAUGAGCUAAAUUCUGACGACGACAAAAAUGAGCCAAAUUCUGAUGAAGACAAGGAUGAUCAGAACUUUGACGACGACAAAGAAAAGCUGCGAAAAGUAAAAAAAUCAAAAAAACCAAAAGGUCAAAUGAGCACUGAAGAACUCAACAACUUUUAUUCAUCUAAUAUCAACUAUGUUUGGAUUGAGCUGCUUCUGAAAGUUACUGAGCGAUUCCACUUAAGUUCGCAGAAAGUUCAAGGUGAAGAGAUAAGUUUAAUGGAAGGCCGCGGUGUUGCUACCAAACUUAAAGAUUUCUGCAACAAUACGCAAAAUACAAUCAACCUUUUGUUUGACACCGACACGAGUUUAGGCUCAAACUUUGCCGACCUUGACGCAAAUGAGCAGUCGAAAAUUCGCAAAGGAAUCACAACUUUGCUGACAACCUCUGGCGCUUAUCUGACUCAAUGGCUUGAAGAGUACGAUCAAUACA
This is a messenger RNA of Rhagoletis zephyria (snowberry fruit fly), 760 nucleotides long. The record is from RefSeq and is a predicted model, not a curated record. Lineage: Eukaryota; Metazoa; Arthropoda; Insecta; Diptera; Tephritidae.